This is a messenger RNA of Cokeromyces recurvatus, 4528 nucleotides long. RefSeq lists its product as uncharacterized. NCBI's taxonomy places the organism in Eukaryota, Fungi, Mucoromycota, Mucoromycetes, Mucorales, Mucoraceae. Gene Ontology annotation, cellular component: cytoplasm. The record is from RefSeq and is a predicted model, not a curated record. The coding region runs from base 177 to 4454 and encodes 1425 amino acids. The transcript has 12 exons. Gene Ontology annotation, molecular function: GTPase activator activity; protein binding.
AAAAAAAAAGUGUGGAGCUGUAGAAAUAAGCUUGCUGAAAUUAAACAAAUAUUAAUAUGAUUGGGUAAUUAAGAAUUGCUUAAAAAAAAAAAAAGAUUUCCCAUUACUCCUUUUUCUUCUUCUUUUUCCUCCCACCCCCUUCUUUCCUUUCUGUAAACAAAUAAUAAUAAAAUUGGAUGCAAACCCCAAUAAGCAAUAAUCCUCAAUCUACGUUAUUGACUUUAUAUGAUGCUAUCACAGAUUCACCUAUUUAUAGGUCGACUAGCUUACACUUUGAUGACCAAUUGGAUUUACUUGAAAAAUGGCUAGAAUCUUUAUCUAAAUACAUAAAAUCCUAUGUAGAAAAGUUAAACAAAUUCAAUCUUGAAACCAAUACUCUAUGCAAAAAGGUUAUUCCGGUUGGUAUAGAUGAUUUUAUGAUAGACCCUAAUUUUACAGGUGCUGUUAUUAAAAGCUUUUCUGACGCCUUACAAAUGAGCCUAGCAUUCAAGACAAAAUUGGUAUCGGAUCUUGAAGAUAAUAUAAUUCAGCCUCUUCAAAUGUUUAUAAAAACACAGUUAAAGGAAUUUAAAGACUUUAGAAAGCAACAUGAAAAAGUAUUGGAAAGAUAUGAAGCUCAACUUAAUAAAUAUAUCUCACAAAAUAAAACAAAGGAAGCUUCAGCUGUAAGAGAAGAGGCAUUUAGAUUAUAUGAAGCGAGAAAGUCUUAUGUUCGUAUGUCGGGUCAACAUGUAGUACGUAUAUUGCAUUUCCGUUCUAUUUUAGAACAUUUCCUUGUGGAACGCUUCACGUUAGCUACAACAUUUCAUUUAAAAGAGUUUGAAGGAGGUACUGAUUCAUGGUUAAAGUUAAAACCAAAUUUAACAUUAUGGAAGCAAUGGAUAUUAGAUGAUAAAGAUACUUGUAAUUAUCAACUAUGUCAAUUACAAUCUUCUCGUAUUACAAUGGAAUGCAAAUAUUUAAAUAAUCUUCGUCCUGCUAGAGAUUUAGAAAAAUAUAAUACAACACAUUUAAACAAUAGUCGACAUUCUUUGGAUUAUUCAUUAAAUAAUCAAGCUAGUUGUAAAUGGGGCUAUUUAUUUAUUAGAGGUGCAAGAAACUAUUGGACAAGACGUUGGUUCUUUUUGUAUGAUGGCUGCUUUGGCUCUGUUAAUUUAAAUCCAAUAGCAAAACUUAAAGGCGCUAUUACUAUGGGCGACCGUGUCUCGGUAUUAUUAUGUGAUAUUAAACCGAUGACUGAUAUUGAUCGAAGACAUUGUUUUGAAGUUAUGUGUGCUCAUCAACCUUCUUUUGUACUUCAAGCGGAGAGUGAAAAUGAAAUGCGUGAAUGGAUAGGUGCUUUCGAGAAAUCAAAGAGACUAAUGCUUCAGAACCAGCAAUUAGACUUUAAAAGUAACGAUGGAGAUACAACGCCCUUGACAGACAAAAACUAUUCAAUGACAUCUAAAAAUAACUUGGAUAAUCUGGCUGCUAUAAAUAAACCAUCUUUUGUCAUACUAUCUUCCUCACCAGAGAAUGAUCAGCAGUCAACAACUUCAUUGACACCAUUGCUUAUUUGGGAAGCGUCACGUGUAACCUUGGGCAAUGCCUCUUCUUCCGUUACUCCUUCAUCUCCUGUAACUACCCAAUCAUUUUCUGCUGCAGCUUUAACGAUAAAUAAUAACAAUACUCCAUAUUCUGUUGAUCAAGAUGAGGACAAUUUAAAUAACACAACAAUAGCAACAACGAUGAAUAAUCAUAAUAACACUCUCACGACAAGCUCGGUAUCAUCAUGGGGUAUUCCUUGGGCUUUAGUUCCAACUAUGUUUCAAAAUAAUAGCAGUAGCAAUAAUAGUCCUAAUGAUGAAAGUAAUAAUAAUACUAAAAAUGAUUUAUCUAUUCUUCCGCCUGCAUCACCAAGUACGUCAGCAUUUAUUGAUACAGAUGGGCACCAGGUUAUUUGGCCAAUUCGUAUAAAUGAUUCCAAUAUCCCUAAAGUAGAAUUGACAGGAUAUCAUUCUUCAUUAGAGGCACGUAAUAAAGAGUUACGACAUUUAUUCGGUGGUGUAGGUCAAAAUGAAGUUGUAUUAGCUUCAUUUGUUGGUUUAUUAAAAAAGAAACCUUUACAUGAUCCAACUGAUCAUAAGGAGUCAGAAACGUCAUCUUCCCCUAUCUCAGCCAAUAGUCCUGUAGAUACACUUGAACAAGAUUUUAACAGUCAAUUACCAAGUAGUGUGAAGGAACCAUUAUCUAAUUAUGGUUAUGCCUAUACUGGGUGCGGUUAUAUUACUCAAGAAGCAUUUUGGUUCUAUAGCUGUGUUAUGAUGAAUUGCGUUAACACAGUAGCUGUUCGGCUCUGUGAUAUAAAAUCUAUUCGACUUGUUAGAGAUAAUUCUCUUCAAAAUAUAGGUACAAAUUCGAAUAUAGCUAUAGCUAUUGAUUUGUUGAGUAGUAAUGAGGAUAAUAAUGAUGAGCCAUUGAUAUUCACUACUUUAAUGGAUGAUGUCGAGAUUAUUGCAGAAAAAUUAAAAUUUGUAGUUUCAAAUGCCAAGAGCUCGGAGCCUGAAUCACUUCAAACUACAUAUGAUGUAAUUCAUAGUAUGUCUACUGCAGUAAAGGGAAACAAGUCUAGCUCAAAGAGUUUUAAAACAACUGUUAUAAAAUCAGCUACAGAUCCUUUAUAUUCUACUACUACUACUACCACCACUGACAACGCUAAUACUGUUCCUAAUGCUUCUUUAUAUUCAUUACCACUAGAUCAACUCUCUAGUACAGACCUCAAAAAGAAAUUAAAUAAUAAUAAAUCACCGCGUAAAUUCCCAGCUCCUAUUCAACCAAAAUCUGGUGCAUUAGCUGCGGCUAUGAUGGCAGCAACUGUAGCAGGUGGUAGCGGUAUUUUUGACGCUAGAAAAAAUAUUAUCCAACAAGAGGAUUCUUCUCCUCCUUCUUCUUCUUCUUCUUCUCCCACACGUCAUCUAUUACGUAAUCAUAAGAAAUUCUCUGCAACAUCAUUAAAAUCUUUAAAUCAAAAGCAGCAACAAGAAAAUGAUGAAAUAGAUCCAACUUUAAUUGAUCAGCAUUUAGCAUCACCUAUACCUUCUAAAAUAUCUGAUAAUAACAUUUCAAGUGAUAUUUCAGAUACGACUCAAAAACCGAAUAACCCAUUCGCUCCACCUAAAGACUUUAAAAUACCUUUAAAACCAGUAUCUUGUGAAUGUGAUAAUCAUUUAGAUAAACUAGAAGCAGAGAUUGAAGUACCUAUUUCAGCUAAACAUUUGUAUUAUAUUUUAUUUUCAGAUGAUAAUCCCGAAUAUAUGAGUAUUUGGGAGAAAAAGACAGUAGAGAAUAAGAGCAAAGAAUUAACUAUGACAAAAUGGCAAGAAGUAGAUGGUAAAAUAGAGCGAACAUUAAAGUAUGUUGUACCAGUGAAUAAUACCAUGGUAAAAUUAAAAGAAGCUGAAGUUAUAGAAAAACAAGUAAUAGAAAGGAAGGAUGAUUACAUACGUUAUGUUGUUCUGACAUCUACAAAGUCUGCUCAACUUCCAUAUGCCGAUGCAUUUGUACCUUAUGUGAAAUAUUGUAUUACUUGGGUUAGUGAUGAUCGUAGUAAGCUUUCUUGUUAUACAGGUGUAAAGUUCAUAAAGAAUGUUCUUGUUAAAGGAAUUAUCAGUAAAGCAGCUAUGAAAGGCAUGAAUGAAACCAUGUCUAUCUUCAUGCCUAUCAUCAAGAAUGAAGCCAGCAAACAAACACAAUUGCAUAAGAAAGAUACCAAUUUAUCAACCUUGAAACGUACUGCAACCAUUAAAUAUUCUAAUGCUACUACAACAAAAACUGAAAACGAUACUAAUGCUAUUAACGAAAAAGAGAGGACUAAUAACGACAAUAAAACAUUAUCAGGAUGGUAUGGUGAAGUAGAAACAUUAAUUUCGAUGCUGAAAGACUUCAUGGACGCUUUGCCCUUUACAGCUAAGGUACUUGGUGCAAUUGCAAUAUUAGCUUGGCUCAUCUAUAGCUGGACCUUCUCACAACAACAACAACAAGAUGUUAUGACUUCUAAUCACAUAUCAGGAACUCAGUCUACCGUUAUUUCUCGAGCUGUUUACUUACGCGACAUAAAUGAAGGGUUAUUGAAUUCUGAAUUACAAUCUGCUUAUGAGCAUACUGAAAGCUUUCGUUUAUUCCUCGAAACAAAAUUACCUAAUAAAACUCAAGGCACGCACUAUCGCUGGUUUAGUUCAUAUCACCAUCAGUUUGCAACUGAGCUUUUGUUUAGUAGAGAAAGACUUGCUAUGUUGCGUCAUGAUUCAUUAGUCUUGUUUCAAUUGUUAAACGAAAUUGAUUCUCAGUUAUUAGAAAACGAGUAUACCAAUUGGUUAAUGGAUAUUAGACUACAUUGUCGUUCUCCGGAUGUAGAUUACGAUGCUCUUCAUUGCGAUGAGGUGAAACGUCAAUUGCGAUCACUGCUUAUUGGCUGAUAUCAAAGACAAAAAAAAAAAAAAAGGACAUUCAAAUAAACAAAUAAAUAAAUUGCUUUUUGUCCUUUUUCUUA